UUGUAGCUAGCAGUAAUUUAAAAAACGUUUUAGCUAGCUAUGAUUGUUAGAUUGCUAACGUUAGCUCAUAGACAGACUGUGCGUUAGCAUCUUGGAGGCUACUUGUCGCAAAGUGACGCAUGCGCAACUCACAUCUGCACUCUACUCACAUCGGGCAGUGACAAGCAGAAGCGGAAGUUGAAGGCGGGGAAAAUUCAAAAUGUCUGCUCCGAAAACCAUCCCGAAAGAUGCUCAGGUGAUGAUCCAGAUCCUGAAGGACAUGGGCAUCACCGAGUACGAGCCCCGAGUCAUCAACCAGAUGUUGGAGUUCACCUACAGAUACGUGACGACUAUCAUCGAGGACGCCAAAAUCUACGCCACGCACGCCAAGAAGUCCAGCGUUGACGCCGACGACAUCAAACUGGCCAUCCAGUGCCGCAUGGACCAGUCGUUCACCUCGCCGCCGCCACGAGACUUCCUGUUGGAAGUAGCGAGGCAGAAGAACCAGACUCCUCUCCCUCUGAUCAAGCCCUACACCGGGCCCAGACUCCCUCCAGACCGAUACUGUCUGACAGCGCCGAACUACCGACUCAAGUCCAUUCAGAAGAAGGUGUCGUCGUCUGCCGGCAGGAUAACGGUGCCGCGCCUCAACGUAGGCUCCGUCUCCAGCCGGCCGGGCACGCCCACUCUCGGAACCCCGUCUGUCCAGUCCGUUACCUCUAAAGUGGGAACGCCAGUGUCUCUGACGGGCCAGAGGUUCACCGUGCAGAUCCCUCCGCCUUCUCAGACAGUCACCACCAAGACCAUCACCCCGUCCACGCCUGCCGUCUCCAACGUGCUCAUCAACCCGUCUCUGAUUGGCUCCAAGAACAUCCUCAUCACCGCCAACAUGGUGUCGCAGAGCUCGGCCGCCGGCGACUCGCUGAAGAGGAAACACGAAGACGAGGAAGACUACGACGCUUUAUGACAGCGCGACUGAAGAAGAAGAAGAAGACGGAUCUUCAUCUUAUCUUUAUUUGUCGUCUUUUUGUUGUUGUUGUUGUUGUAUGAAUCACACCGGUUGACCACUUCGCUACUGUUCUUACCAGGAACUGAUCCAGAUCAUUAAGGACUCGUGUUAGUUAGUUUUAGCUUUCUAGUUCACAUGUGUGUGUUCAAACUCGAGGCCCGUGGGGCCAAAUCUGGCCCCUUUGCAGAUUUAGAUCCGGUCCGUAUACACA
This is a messenger RNA of Perca flavescens (yellow perch), 1199 nucleotides long. RefSeq names its product TAF9 RNA polymerase II, TATA box binding protein (TBP)-associated factor (gene taf9). Gene Ontology annotation, cellular component: transcription factor TFIID complex; SAGA complex. The transcript is spliced from 7 exons. The record is from RefSeq and is a predicted model, not a curated record. NCBI's taxonomy places the organism in Eukaryota, Metazoa, Chordata, Actinopteri, Perciformes, Percidae. Gene Ontology annotation, biological process: RNA polymerase II preinitiation complex assembly; DNA-templated transcription initiation. The coding region runs from base 200 to 946 and encodes 248 amino acids. Gene Ontology annotation, molecular function: transcription coactivator activity; protein heterodimerization activity; RNA polymerase II general transcription initiation factor activity.